GCUAAAGAUCUAUGGAUAAGAAAACCGAUUUGUUAUCAAUGUUUUCUGAAUCAAAUGAAUUAUAUGAGUUUUAAUAUGUUGGAAAGGAAUCCUGGUUGUGAAUUAGAUUUAGGUUGGUUAAACAAUGUAAGAAUCAACCUCAACGCAACCAACCAAAAAGCCAAACAAAUAUCAUCAUCAGUAAACCUAAAAAAUGAAUUUCGAGCUGCAUGGUUAUUAAAGGCAGUCACUUGCAUUGAUUUAACAACACUGGGUGGUGAUGAUACCUAUGGGAAUGUAGCAAGACUUUGUCACAAAGCUUGCAGACCGAUUGCUGAUGAUUUAUUGGAAAAAUUGGGGUUCAGUUACGAGGAAAAUUCGCCUCUAAGGACUGCAGCCAUUUGUGUUUACCCUUCCAGAGUGGAGGAUGCAAGGAAGACUCUGGAGAAGUUGGGUUAUUAUGAAAAAAUUAACAUAGCAUCAGUUGCAACUGGUUUUCCCAGCGGACAAAUGCCCUUAAAAACGAGGCUUGAAGAGAUUAGAUUUGCUGUGGAAAAAGGAGCGAAUGAAAUUGAUAUUGUAAUUGAUCGUAGUUUGGUUUUGACUGGAAAAUGGGAGUUGUUGUAUCAAGAAAUACAGCAAAUGAAAGAGGCAUGUGGUCCCAAUGCACAUAUGAAAGCUAUUUUGGCCACUGGAGAACUAGGAACCUUGGAUAAUGUCUACAAAGCUUCUCUGAUAGCAAUGAUGGCAGGUUCAGAUUUUAUAAAAACGUCAACUGGUAAAGAGUCAGUUAAUGCAACAUUACAAUUUGGGAUUGUAAUGAGCAGAGCAAUUAAGGAAUACCAUGAAAAAAUGGGGUAUAAGGUGGGGUUGAAACCAGCAGGCGGCAUUAGAACAUCGCAGGAUGCCUUGACUUGGUUGACUCUGGUGAAGAAAAUGCUGGGCGAUGAUUGGUUGAACCCGGAUUUGUUUAGAUUUGGCGCAUCAGGUCUUCUGGGAGAUAUUGAAUGCAACCUGUAUGAAUAUGUGACCGGUAAAAAAGCUAAACCUUACGAAUUUACGAUGGGAUAAGUUAUUUAUACCCAGUUUAAGUAUAUACCUAGUUGUUUUAUUAAUUUUUGGCAAAUAAAUGUUUUUAUAUUAGAAU
This is a messenger RNA of Brassicogethes aeneus, 1126 nucleotides long. NCBI's taxonomy places the organism in Eukaryota, Metazoa, Arthropoda, Insecta, Coleoptera, Nitidulidae. The record is from the annotation of a GenBank genome assembly.